AUGGCGACCAUACCGCCGGAGCCAGCUGCGAAUAAAAAGAAGCACUCGAAAUUCGAUAAACAAUCCAUCACCCAAGGGCUCAACCAGCUGCACGCACCAAAGGAUUACGACGCGGAUCUAAAAUGCGUCGAUAUCAUCGCCGUCCCCGGCCUUGGGUCAGAUAUGACACACACAUGGAUGUGCAAAGGGGUGCACUGGCUGCGUGACGAGCUGAUGCUACCAAAGGCCAUUCCCAAAGCCAGAAUCCUGGUUUAUGGAUAUCGGUCGCAGUGGUUUGGGCCUGAUGCUGCCGACAUCCGUCUGUCGAAUAUUGGCCGUGAUCUGGUGGAAGCCAUCAAGGUGGAUCGACGCGAGUCUAAGAACAAAAAGCGACCUAUCAUCUUUGUCGGUCAUAGUCUUGGGGGGUUGGUUGUCUCCAAGGCCGUCACUGUUGCGAAGCGCGAAUCCGAGAGAUUCAAAGGCGUGAUUGACUGCAUCACGUCGUGUGUGUUCUUAAGCACCCCAUUCCGCGGAUCCGAGGCGCAACCCUGGGCCAAACUCAUCGGGCGAGUAGGAAACGUCCUAGGACAGGCCAAGUACACCAGUCUCCUGGGGACAUUGAAAUCAGGGUCGACAGAACUGGACGACUUGAGGGAUGAGUUCCUUACCGAUGUAGGCAGCACGCGUAUUGAUGUGGAGUGUUACUUUGAGCUGGAGAGGACAAAUGGUGUCGUCAUCGCCGACGAGAAGGUGUCGACGUUUGAUGGGAUGCCGCGCCAUCCCUGGGCGCGUACACACUCCGAGAUGAACAAGUUCGAGGGGCCCAAGGACAAUAACUACCGCCAGUUAUCAGCGUCUCUGAAGGAUAUGAGCCUUCAAUCAUUUAAAAAAAUCAAAUUGCGGGACGAUGCCCUAAAACAAGAAAUCGUGAACGACGUCCGCGUAGACAGAAUCCUCGACGGCCUGGAACUCAUCAAUCCCCGGCGCGACCUCGAGACCAUCCGCCGCGUCAGCGGGCUCGUGAAAGGCGUUAGUCCGUCGUCCUGGAUCCAGGACAGUGAGCAGUAUGUCCAAUGGUGCAAUGAGGCCUCGUCCAGCAGUCUAUGGAUCUGCGGCAGCGCAGGAAAGGGCAAAACAAUGGCCGCCAUGGCAAUCGUGGACGAGCUCGGGCAGCGCUGUCAGGACACAAGCGGUGCAUCCGUCUUGGGACAUUUCUUCUGCGAUGACCACGAUAAGGACAAGAGCAAGGCUCUGAACGUGCUCAAGUCGCUGGCGGGCCAACUGCUGAAGGCUCGGAAAGACCUGGCGCAGCACUUCUUCGGCGAAGACAUCGCGACCAGGAGUGGGGAACAGAAGAGCGAUGUCGAGUAUGAGUUCAGCUCGCUUCCUGAUCUGUGGAAAUGCCUUCAACAGGCUCUUAGUGAUCCGUCGCUGGGUACAGUCUUCUUUGUAGUCAACAACCUGGACCAGAUCGAGCUGGAGUCGCGCAGGCAGUUAUUGAGUGCCAUCACCCCGUUCUGUCCGCCAUUACCAGAGGAUGAAGAGGCUCCGAGUGGACCCUUUGUUAAAUGGCUGUUCCUCGGUGCGCGCCGGGACGAUAUCCACGAGUCUCUAAAGAACGCCAGCACGCUUAACUUGGACGACGGUAGUAACUCAACGAAGCAGGACGAUGAUCUUCGGCUGUACGUCGCUCAGAAGGUCAGACAGAUUGCGGAGGAAAGGAAGUACAGCAGAGCGCUGGAGUACUUUGUCAAGAGUUUCAUAGCCUUUCGAGCGAGGGCGACGUCCAACUACGACUGGGUUAACCUGGUAUGUCUGGAGCUAGAGAAUGAUGAACUAACCCAAGGCUCUGUGAGACGUCGCCUGGAAGAGCUGCCUACAGAUCUUUAUCCCAUGUACGACCACGUUUCCCAUCGGGUACUGCAGGGCGUAGAUAUCGACGUCGAAUACGCCAAGGAGAUUCUACGGUGCCUGCUCCUCGUGCAUACGCCUCCAACGCUACAGGAACUGGCAAUCCUAGCUGGUCUUCCAGAGACAGACCGGGAGAACCGAACAGAGCUGAAAAAGCACGUUGAGAGAUGCGGAGCCCUCGCCAAGAUGUUCAAGGACGGUCCAGAGACGAAGGUGCAGCUCAGCCACACGUCUGUCAGAGAGUUCUUGAAGUCCAAGGCCAGCGACUGGCUUUCCAUGGGAUCCGAGCAGAUCCAGCAUGGUGUCAUUGCCCUGAGGUGUUUCGACUAUGUCCUUGCUGGUGUUGAAGCGAGGGAAGGAGACGACGAGGAAGAAGCUACCGCAGCCGAGGCAGCGGACGACGAAGACGAAGAAGAUAAUUCCGACGCUGAGAGCGAGGACAACGACUUGGAAUCAGAGACCGAGUCUAAUACUACUAACCCGGGCGCAGAGGCUAAAGCCUUGCUCCGGUAUCCUGUCACAGAGUGGAUAGAGCACGCGCUACACGCAACAGCAGACAUCGUCGAUAACCUGGGCGUCGCCGAUGUGUUUUGGCUUCUAGGGUCUAAAGAACGCGCAGAGUGGUCUCGAACAUAUGCCAGCUUCACAUCAGCUGCGGCGCAGUCCGGCGAUACCCUCGAGUUUGAUACCGACUCCACGGCACUGCAUAUCGCGGCGUACUUCGGCUAUUUGCCUCUAGCAGAUCUGCUUCUCAGGUCUGACCAACACGAUGGGGAGCCUCACGCGUGUGAUGGUCAAGGGUUGCAGCCGCUAUACUGGGCGUGUCGUAGGGGGCAUCUGGAUAUGGUCCAGCGGCUGUGUGCUGCUGGAGCGGACAUCAAUUAUCGGAGCUCAGAGGAAUCGAAAACGGCUCUGCAUGCGGCUGUCCUAUCAAAUAACCCCGAGAUAACCUCUUUUGCACUCAGUCAUGGCGCAUCCGUUGACGUCACCAGCAAGGACGUCGGUUCUCCGCUUUAUAUGGCCUGCGAUGAAGGGUCCCUUGCAAUAGUGCAGCAGUUGCUAGAGAGACAAGCCAAUCCUAAUCUUCUAGGAGGCCCCGAGGUUACAGCACUGAAUGCCGCUGCACGGAGCGGCCAGCUGGAUGUUGUGAAGAUUCUUCUCCAGUAUGGCGCGGAGCUAAAUCCUAAUGUGGAUUACCAACGUGGCAAUGCACUAUGGAUGGCGUGCGCUUACGGGGGGAAGGAAACUGCCGAAUACUUACUUGGGCAGGGCUGCAACUGGGAUAAGCCAGACUCUAAAGACCGCUUGCCGAUUGCAAUAGCUGCAGAGGAGGGGUAUGCCGAUAUUGUCGUGUUGUUGCUCCAGUACGAUCACCGGCCGGAGUCUCAUGAGAAAGCCCUGCUCAGCGCUGCAGAAGCGGACGAACCUGAUGUGGUUCGCGUUCUGGUACAGCAUUGUCCGAUGAUCUCGCAUGGCGAUCCCUUUUACGAAGCUGCGAGCAGUGGGUGUACCGAGAUUGUCGAGAUCUUGACAGCAGACGGGGUGGACCAGGGCGUCUUGGAGAAGUCGCUAUAUGAAGCAGUGGACUGUCAAUAUGAGGGAACAGUCCGCGUAUUGUUGAAUAUGGGAAUUAAUCCCAAUUCUGAGGGCCCCGACUAUGGAAAUGCUCUUCAGGCCUCUGCGUACGACGGAACAACGAAUAUCUUGCAAAUGCUGCUCCACAAAGGCGCAGAUCCGAACCUGGUCUAUCCGAACUCGGAUUAUGGCACGGCGCUUCAAGCUGCAUGUUACCAAGGAACCGUCGAAAAUGUGAAGAUCCUUCUCGACCGCGGGGCUAUAGUGAAUCCUGAUGUCUCCGGCGAGUAUGGGACACCACUGACGGCUGCCUGUGCCCAAGGCAAUACUGAAAUAGUACGACUUCUCCUCGACCAUGGUGCCGACCCGAACUGUGAAGGAGGCGAAUACGGGUUUGCCAUCGUUGCGGCUAGUGAGGGUGGAAACGAGGAUAUCCUCCGGCUGCUCCUCUCACAUGAGGCUAAUGUCGAUGUCAAUGUCAAGAGCCCAAGUGGGGAGACCCCUCUGACAAACGCAGCUUUGGAGCUGCCCUUGUCGUGCCUGGAGCUUCUCGUACAACAUGGUGCAUGGUUGCAUGUCCGGGAUGAAGACCAAGACACCGCCCUUACCAACGCUGCUUGCACCGGAGAUUCAGAUUCAGUGCGUUACCUUCUCGAGCAGGGGUUAGAUGUCCAGCAUAUCGGCAACCGGGGAGGCGCGCUGUAUCUCGCAAUCGAUGGGGGCAAGUCGCUUGAAUGCGUUGAGGUCCUGGUAGGGUAUCACGUCGACGUCAACCAGCAAGGCGGCCUACUGCAUACGCCUCUCCAAGCUGCCGUCCACAACAUGGACUUGGACUGCAUUCAACUCUUGUUGGAUAAUCACGCCGAUGUAAACCUCACCGGCGGGAAGUAUCACACUGCUCUUCUCGCCGCGGUAGUCGCAGACGAUAUAGAGCGUGUCCGACUGCUCCUCCAACACGGUGCUGAUCCUCUUGAGGCAGGUGGUUACUACGGAAGUGUCCUACAUGCGGCGAUUUAUGCCGAUGAGCCUAUCGGCAUGAUCGACCUUCUCCUGGAGCACGGCGCUGACAUUAAUGCCGUGCAUGAUCGAGGCACUCCCCUCCAGGUUGCAGCCGCUUAUACCACGACAGAUGUGACCACCCAUCUUCUUGAGAAGGGCGCAGACCCGAACUUGGUUAUUGGGAAGCACGGAACUGCCCUACAAGCAGCAUGCAUACUGCAAGACGAUGACGUGGUAGAUGAGCUUCUCGAGUACUCUGCGGAUCCCCUUUUGCGAGGUGGGUAUUACGGUAGUGGCUUUGCGGCGGCCGCUGCGAAUGGGAUGGAAGGUUAUGUCAAAAGGUGGCUUGAAGAUGAUCCUGCGGGGGAUAUUCUUGUCGAAGCAUUACACUUUGCGGUGCAUUUCCGACAGACAGAUAUUGUUAAGGUGCUCUUGGACCAUGAUGUGGAUGUCAAUGUUAAAAGCCGGCUCUUCGGGUCUGCGAUGCUGGCUGUGGAAGCAAAGAUCACGGACACAGAGAGGGCCAUUCUAGAGGGUGAUGAAGACUUUUGGAAGGCCGAUGAGGAAGAUCAGGACGAGGAUGACGAGGAUGACGACGACGAUGAGGAUGAGGAUGAAGAGGAGGAGCAGGAGGAGGAGGAGGAGGAAGAUGGCCAGAGCGAAGGUGACAUUGAUGAGGAUGGCAGUGAGGACGACGAAGCAGAGAAGGAAAUCAGAGCGCUUUUGACACCUUUGACGCAGACAGAUACUGUGGAAGACAAUGGAGGUCUGCCUUCUAAUGUGGAAGACAAUAACGGACCUGCUUCUGAUGCAAGCUCGGAUGAGGGCAGCACCUGGGAGAACCUGAAACAGGGCAAGACAAGUCGAUUUGGAUUCAGAAACGCACUCAAGAAGAGUAUUGCAGAUAAAAUGGACAGAAUGCCUGUGUCAUUCUAA
This is a messenger RNA of Aspergillus puulaauensis, 5400 nucleotides long. RefSeq lists its product as uncharacterized. NCBI's taxonomy places the organism in Eukaryota, Fungi, Ascomycota, Eurotiomycetes, Eurotiales, Aspergillaceae. Gene Ontology annotation, molecular function: protein binding. Bases 1 to 5400 code for a protein of 1799 amino acids. The transcript has 9 exons. The record is from RefSeq and is a predicted model, not a curated record.